CUCCGCCAUUCUUCCCUCUAUCGAACUCCCAACAAACGUCUCCAAGAUAUCCACAGAGGGCGUUGGAGGACCUCACAGAAUAACAAUUCUCGGGGAAGUCUCAACUAAUUAGUUUACUACCUAUCGCUCGGCCCGGCCGAACUCCACUGGUUAACUCUAGGCCGAACUUCCCCCCGCCGUCCGCCGAAUUACUCGCGCGGCCUUUGACGUCUUUUUCUUCGCUCUCGCCUUUUCUCUCAUCUGGCUGCUUUUUGGAUUCUAUACCGUCGCUCGCUCGUUUUGAAUACCGAUACCCCCGCGCGAUAAAGACGGGGCUGUAUAUAUUAUCGUUGGAUUCUAUACAUAGAAAGACAAAGGAAAAGAAAAGCAGAUGAGUCAACCAUCCACAAGACUCUGUGCGCAAUGCGUACGAGCUACAUCUUCAAGAGCUGGAGGUGCGCUUGGUUCUGUGGCGCGAGGAUCUGGUCCAUUACAACACGUUAGGGAGUCGAGACGAUGCGUGCAUUACGCUGGGACGCAGCAGCUAAGACAAUCUGUGGGGUAUGGACCGUCGCUUGUCUUGGAUACGCGCAGCGCGUCGGGUUCCGGUUCUGCAGGAUUGGGGAAGCAGCGGAUUAUUACUCGCCAGUUCGCGACCGCGAGUGAGGGUGUCGCUGUUAAAGAGGAGGAUGUGGAGGAGCAAGAGGCGAGAAAACCGUCGUCUGAGGGUCCUAUCCCCGAGUAUAAUGCCAGGGUAAAGGCUGGGACAUUGAGGGAUGACCCCUUUCAGAGAGCGAUCAUUCAGCAUCUCCAAGACCUCCACGAAAUGCUGAGAGGAUACAAGCCUCCUAAAGUGGUGCAUCCGACUGUCGAAUCGUUGAGUCUGAAGCCGAAACAUUCCCUGUUCGGUUCGCUGUUCGGUCGUCGUAGCGCUCCCAGUGGUCCGACUAUCUCUCCCAACCUUCCCAAGGGUCUGUACAUGUACGGAGACGUGGGAUGCGGAAAGACGAUGCUGAUGGAUCUGUUUUACGAUACGUUACCAUCAAAUAUCACGUCGAAGACGAGAAUCCAUUUCCAUAAUUUCAUGCAGGAUGUGCACAAGCGGCUGCAUGUGGUUAAGAUGCGCUAUGGAACCGACUUUGACUCGUUGCCCAUGGUGGCUGCGGAUAUUGCGGAGCAGUCGAGCGUUCUGUGCUUUGAUGAGUUCCAAUGUACGGAUGUCGCAGACGCCAUGAUUCUGAGGAGACUAAUUGAAUUGCUCAUGUCUCACGGUGUGGUUAUCGUGACCACUUCCAAUAGACACCCGGAUGAGCUAUACAAGAAUGGCAUCCAGCGAGAAUCCUUCAUUCCCUGCAUCGAGCUCCUCAAGACCGAACUCACCGUGCUGAACCUCAACUCCGACACCGACUACCGUAAGAUCCCACGUCCCCCAUCCGGCGUCUACCACCACCCGCUGGACCUGGGUGCACUGCGACACGCCGACAAAUGGUUCGAAUAUCUUGGUGACCCUGUAAACGACCCUCCACACCCUGCCACCCACGAGGUCUGGGGACGUACAAUCGAAGUUCCGCUGGCAAGUGGAAGAGCAGCAAGAUUCACCUUCCAGCAGCUCCUUGGACGCGCGACCGGUGCUGCUGAUUAUAUUGAAUUGUGCCGACAUUACGACGCUUUCAUCGUGACCGACAUUCCAGCCAUGACUCUCAACCAGCGUGAUCUGGUUCGAAGAUUCAUCACUUUCGUAGACGCUGUCUACGAGAGCAGAGCCAAACUUGUCCUCACAGCCGAAGUCCCCAUCCAGAGACUUUUCCUCUCUGAUGCUGAUAUCAAAGACAGCCUCUCUAAAUCCGACUCCUCCGGAAAUGACGACCUCCCCGAAGAGAUGCGCGGCGCCCUGGGCAACCUCGGCGUUUCCGUAUCCGCUAUCAAAGACAACUUCAGCGGCGACGAGGAGGUAUUCGCCUUCGCCCGUUUGCUGUCCCGUCUCACGGAGAUGGGAAGCAAGCAGUGGGUGGAGCGCGGAUUGGGAAUUGGCAUGAAUGUCACGGAAGGAAAAGGUGAGAGAGAUGCGUAUCAGAAGACGAGGAGCAGGUGGAGUGAGGAUAGUAUGUAGAUAGCCUCCAUUCCCCCGAUUUUUCCUUUUUUUUUUGGUUUCGCGCCCCCGUUUUUUUGCCUAGAAUUUGUUUUUUGGAAGUACUUAGCGACUCUUGCAUGUGGUCGUCCUUCUCCGACCAGGAAAUGUGUACGAUGACUCAAGCCAGUUGGGGACAUGCUUCCUUACUUUGUUGGUGUAGUAUAUCCAUAUGUCAUGCUUUCGGAGAAGUUCGCUUAGACUUCUCUUGGAGGCUUCGCGUCCUAUUUUUGUUUCUACACUAUCUGCCCUCUUUUGAUUUUCUGCUCUGUCAAUAGAGUGAUACCUUUGGAUAUAGAAUCCCCUGCUGUUUUUUUUUGCAUUUCAAUCAGUCAUUGAUUGAUGAGAAUGGACUCUACAGCGUGGAAUAAAUGGCAUGUCGUGCAAGCACAUAUAUGGAUCUGCCUAUGUGUUGAAGUCAAAUUGUGCCUAUUAUUAGCAUUACCAAUUAUAUAUCUAUAAAAGCGAGGG
Molecule: messenger RNA, 2578 nt
Organism: Paecilomyces variotii
Lineage: Eukaryota; Fungi; Ascomycota; Eurotiomycetes; Eurotiales; Thermoascaceae
Product: putative mitochondrial ATPase
Exons: 4
Coding region: 371-2089 (572 amino acids)
Biological process (GO): protein quality control for misfolded or incompletely synthesized proteins
Cellular component (GO): mitochondrion; cytoplasm
Molecular function (GO): ATP hydrolysis activity; ATP binding
Source: RefSeq, a predicted model, not a curated record